Molecule: messenger RNA, 1344 nt
Organism: Cheilinus undulatus (humphead wrasse)
Lineage: Eukaryota; Metazoa; Chordata; Actinopteri; Labriformes; Labridae
Gene: eif3m
Product: eukaryotic translation initiation factor 3, subunit M
Exons: 11
Coding region: 100-1227 (375 amino acids)
Biological process (GO): cytoplasmic translational initiation
Cellular component (GO): cytoplasm; eukaryotic translation initiation factor 3 complex
Molecular function (GO): translation initiation factor activity
Source: RefSeq, a predicted model, not a curated record
UCAGUUUCACCGGCUCUCUGUUAGCGUUUCCUUUCCGCUCAGGUCUCAGCAGUGGUUGGAGCGUGGAUCUCACCAUCUGGGCUCACAGAAUCACCAAACAUGAGCGUCCCAGCGUUUAUCGACAUCACGGAGGAAGACCAGGCCUCAGAGCUGCGAGCCUACAUCAAGUCUAAAGGAGCUGAAAUAUCAGAAGAAAACUCUGAAGGUGGACUUCAUGUAGAUCUGGCUCAGAUCAUUGAGGCAUGUGAUGUCUGCCUCAAGGAUGAUGAUAAAGACGUGGAGAGUGUGAUGAACAGCAUCGUGUCUCUGCUGUUAAUCCUGGAGACUGAGAAGCAGGAAGCCCUCAUUGAGAGUCUAUGUGAGAAACUGGUGAAGUUCCGUGAGGGAGAGAGACCAUCCCUCAGGAUGCAGCUGCUGAGUAACCUGUUUCACGGCAUGGAUGAGAACACUCCAGUGAGGUACACGGUCUUCUGCAGCCUCAUUAAGGUGGCAGCAACUUGUAACGCCAUCUCCUUCAUUCCCACCGACCUUGAUCAGGUGCGCAAAUGGAUUGUUGAUUGGAACCUGAACACAGAAAAGAAGCACACUCUCUUGAGGCUGGUGUAUGAAGCAUUGGUUGACUGCAAAAAGAGUGAGGCUGCUGCUAAAGUGAUGGUUGAGCUGCUGGGAAGUUACACAGAAGACAAUGCUUCACAAGCACGCGUUGAUGCUCACAGAUGUAUCGUGCGAGCUCUCAAAGACCCCAACACCUUCCUGAUGGACCACCUGCUCACCCUGAAACCUGUUCGCUUUCUUGAGGGAGAACUCAUCCAUGAUCUAUUAACCAUAUUUGUGAGUGCGAAGUUAGCAGCCUACGUCAAGUUUUACCAGAACAAUAAAGACUUCAUCGAUUCUCUGGGCCUGUCUCAUGAGCAGAACAUGUCCAAGAUGCGUCUGCUGACAUUCAUGGGCAUGGCAGUGGAAUUCAAGGAGAUCUCCUUCGACACCAUGCAACAGGAGCUGCAGAUCGGAGCAGAUGACGUCGAGGCGUUUGUCAUUGACGCUGUUCGUACCAAGAUGGUGUACUGCAAAAUCGACCAGACACAGCGAAAAGUUGUUGUAAGCCACAGCACAUACCGAACCUUUGGCAAGCAGCAGUGGCAGCAGCUGCACGACAGCCUCAGUGCAUGGAAGGCCAACCUCGCAACCGUCAAGACCAGCCUGCAAGCCCUAUCACCCUCUGCUUAAUCCACCUUAACCUGACUGUCUCUACUGCCUGACCCUUAAUUCUUUUGUGCUCUCAAAUUUACCAUGACUGAAAUGAUCAGUUUUUAUAUUCCUCCAAUAAAAGAUCAAUGGAGAUCA